Messenger RNA from Miscanthus lutarioriparius, 771 nucleotides. NCBI's taxonomy places the organism in Eukaryota, Viridiplantae, Streptophyta, Magnoliopsida, Poales, Poaceae. The record is from the annotation of a GenBank genome assembly.
AUGAUGCAGAUCUUUGUGAAGACCCUGACCGGCAAGACUAUCACCCUCGAGGUGGAGUCUUCUGACACCAUUGACAACGUUAAGGCCAAGAUCCAGGACAAGGAGGGCAUCCCCCGACCAACUCGAGGACAAAGCACACUUGCCGACUACAACAUCCAGAAGGAGAGCACCCUCCACCUUGUGCUCCGCCUCGUGGGAGGCAUGCAGAUCUUCGUGAAGACCCCGACCGGCAAGACUAUCACCCUCGAGGUGGAGUCUUCGACACCAUCGACAAUGUCAAGGCCAAGAUCCGGGACAAGGAGGGCAUCCCCGAGCAGCAGGCGUCUCAUCUUUCUUGCAAGCAAGCGGCUUGAGGAUGGGGCGACGCUUGCAGACUACAACAUCCGGAAGGAGAGCACCUCCACCUUGUGCUCCGCCUGGGGAGGCAUGCAGAUCUUCGUGAAGACCCCGACCGGCAAGACAAUCACCCUUGAGGCCAAGAUCCAGGACAAGGAGGGCAUCCUCCCGGACCAGUGGCGUCGAUCUUCGCCGGCAAGUAGCUCGAGGACGGGCGCACUCUUCUUGAUUACAACAUUCGAAGGAGAGCACCCUCCACUUGGUGCUGCGUCUCGGGGAGGCAUGCAGAUCUUCGUGAAGACCCUUCUUGGCAAGACGAUUACCCUUGAGGUGGAGUCCUCGGACACCAUCGACAAUGUCAAGGCCAAGAUCCGGGACAAGGAGGGCAUCCCACCGGACCAGCAGCGGCGUCGAUCUUCGUCGGCAAGCAAGUAA